AUAUGUGGGGAAUAGUUUUAUAAAUAUUUUAAUUAUAUUUCAAAUUAAAUAUUUUCUUUAUUUGGAUUAAAUUAAUCUUAGUGGAACUUCAAAGUACACGGAUAUGGGAAAAGUUGGAAAAUAUGAGAUAUUUUACUGCCUCCACUACUUUGUGCAAACUAUCAUUGACUUUAAGCUUCUUUCUGUUUUCUCUUCUUUGAAAUAUUUUUUUAUUAGUUUUCCUCCCUUUCACUAUGUGCAGAGCUGAAAUGAUAUGAUAAUUAUGUAUUUUUAUGAUGUGACCUAUUAUUAGCUAGUGCUUUUUUGAUGGACUUGCUUGAGCAGUAAUCUCUCAACUUGAUGGCAUCUAAAGAAGGAAAAUCUUCAUUGGGCUAUGGAAAACCUCCUUGGAUAUUUAGAGGAAGUGCCCUGUAUCAGCUCCAUCUUGUCAAAGCUGAAGUUGCUCGAGCUUUCAUUCCCAAGGAGUUGCGCUUAGUUGAAGCCUUUGGGUACACCCUUGGAGGCUUCUUUCUGGCCAGUUAUGAUGACAGCCCAGUUGGAAGGUUUGAUGAGCUGGUGGUGAUUGCUGGAACUGUGUGGAACCCACCCACAUCUUGUGCAUGGGCCUCUAGGGUGCUUGUGAAUAGUAAGGAGGCAUGUGUUCAUGGACGUAAGGAUGUUGGACUUCCUAGUCAAGUUGCUAAUUUUAAGAAGAAUAUUAUGGCAGUGCCGCGAAAGCAAUCAGAAAGUAAAAGCAGUCAAUUUCUAAACAAGAUGAUUGGUAUUGCAACUGGUGAUCUUGGUCAUCCAGAUAAUUGUAUGGAUAUUCAAAUAGCUGAAACCAAUGUCUCUUCUGCCAAGGAUAUGUGUUCUAUUAGGAUUGGUGCUUCUUCUGAUCUUGAUCCCAAGAAACGGAUUGGGCCAGCCAUCAAACUUUCGCUGCCAAGCUUUAGCGGACAUACACCUUGGAACAACCACCUCCUCAAAUACUCUUGCCAAAUUGAAUGCAGGAUAAGAUUGGCGAAAUCAGCGAAAGUGACAGGGCCAUCUGUCAUUACACCAAAUAUAGAGGAGGCCGAACAUCAUGACAAAAGUUCUGUAAUAGUGGAUAAUAGCAGUGAUGGAGAAGAAGAUGCUCGGAAGUUGAGUAUAUCAGUGAUGUUGUCAAAGCCGGUUUUGGCUUUGGAAUUCAAUUGCCUUACGAUGCAGGUUGAAGCACCUGUUGUCGUCUCCCCUUCUUCACCCAACAACACCAAUGUUCGAUCUUAAGUUGUUUGUUGGGUUCCAAUAUAUGGUAAAGAUUCCUUAAUUUAUCAUAUCUAAAGUUGUAUCAUUCUCUAUGAUCUAUGAAGCUCUAGUAUAGAUUCAUUUAUUAAAGAGGACUCUUAAGGAAUUCCCUCUCUUCAUCACAAUCAAUGAAUUAUAUUGAUUUGAAAUAUGACAAAGUAGCAAUUUCUUAUGCUA
Messenger RNA from Impatiens glandulifera, 1443 nucleotides. RefSeq names its product protein NEOXANTHIN-DEFICIENT 1. The record is from RefSeq and is a predicted model, not a curated record. The coding region runs from base 340 to 1248 and encodes 302 amino acids. The transcript is spliced from 10 exons. Lineage: Eukaryota; Viridiplantae; Streptophyta; Magnoliopsida; Ericales; Balsaminaceae.